Andrographis paniculata is the source of this 1020-nucleotide messenger RNA. Its product is annotated as putative late blight resistance protein homolog R1C-3. The transcript is spliced from 2 exons. Bases 1 to 1020 code for a protein of 339 amino acids. The record is from RefSeq and is a predicted model, not a curated record. Lineage: Eukaryota; Viridiplantae; Streptophyta; Magnoliopsida; Lamiales; Acanthaceae. Gene Ontology annotation, molecular function: ADP binding. Gene Ontology annotation, biological process: defense response to other organism.
AUGUGUAUUCUUUAUUGCUAUACCUCGAGAGGCCAACAACAGUUCGUAAUCGGAAACUUUGAUGAUAUUGUGGGAGUGAUCCAAAAGAUUAACUCUAUAAAAGAAGAGCUGUUGGUGGAGGACGCCUUAUUGCAAUCUGGAAAACAACAAAAAGCAUCCGAUCAUGGCGGCAUUUCAGUAGCUAGCUUGGAGGUUGCUCUCUCUGGAAGACAGCUCCACGACAAGACUACAAUUCUUGGAUUCGAUGAACAUUUCAAUGUAGUUAUAGAUUUUCUGACUAGAGAUGAAUGUGCACUCCAAAUCAUCCCCAUUGUAGCGAUGGGUGGUAUUGGUAAAACUACUCUAGCUAAAGCUGUUUUCAAUAGCCAAUGUAUCGUCGACCACUUUAAUAGGCGUAUUUGGAUUACAAUAUCACAAGAAUAUACUGUUCAAGACAUUCUAUCAGGUCUUCUACAUGAUGGGGAAGUUAAAACACGCGAUGGAGAUUCUGAUAGAUUAGUGGAGGCUUUGCACAAGGAAUUAUUUGGCAGACGAUAUUUAAUUGUUAUGGAUGAUGUGUGGAGUGAAAAGGCCUGGAAUGAUUUAAGAAUUUGUCUUCCAGAUUACAAUAAUAGGAGCCGGAUUGUCAUGACUACUCGGCUUGCAAAUGUGGCUGGUUAUCUGAACCCUCACAACUCUUAUCCGAUGACUUUUCUAGACCAGAAUAAAAGUUGGAGUUUAUUUUGUCAGAUGGUCUUCGCAAAUGACAAUUGUCCAUAUCCAGAAUUAGAAUCAUUUGCGCGAAAAAUUGUCCGAAGUUGCAAUGGACUUCCGUUAGAAAUUAUUGUAAUUGGCGGCCUACUUGCAAAGUCUGACAUGUCUCCAAAAUAUUGGGAGUCUGUCGCGGACAAUGUCAGCUCCUAUGUUAAUUGUGAACAUGAUGAGCAUUGCUUAAAGAGAUUGUCUUUGAUUUAUAAAGCCAAUCCACCUGAAGCCAUGUUUCCUCUAUAUGAGCUCUUAUCCCGAAGACUGUCGGAUUGA